Molecule: messenger RNA, 1382 nt
Organism: Penaeus vannamei (Pacific white shrimp)
Lineage: Eukaryota; Metazoa; Arthropoda; Malacostraca; Decapoda; Penaeidae
Source: RefSeq, a predicted model, not a curated record
GGUGCGGUGAUCGCAGACUAUCCGGAAAAGUGCUUGAAGCUCACUUGCCAGAUGCAGAACAUAACUGAAGCACCCUAUAUCGCGGGCGCUAUAGUGGAGGAUUCCGUGGACAACUGCAGCUGCUGCAGCCUGGGUGGUGAGCUGUAUGAGAACGGCCACCUGCUUACUGACGACGACCACUGUAUAGCUGUGAGAUGCGUGGAUGGCCAAUGGACCAAUGAGAACUACAUGAACGGCGAUUGCCGGUCCUGCUUUGUGCAGGAUCUCUGGAGACAGUCGCUACGUUUUGACGGCACAGCAUAUACCCACUCCGACCCUGAUUGCAGUUACUCGCUGGUGCAGGAUGGCCUUGGCUCAAACCCUGAUUCUUAUAUUGGCAUUGACAUCCAACCAGGCGCUCUCGACGGCCAAUAUACGCACGAAACCCUCAUCUUCAAGGACGACGGCGCUGAGGCUGUGACUUGCCCGGCUGAUGAUCCCGUUAACGGCUGUAGUUUCGGAGCCGUGACCGCCGACCCGACGGAGAUCGGAUCCUCUGGCACCCUGGCCUUCACGUACAUGAUCGGCAGCCUCCAGUUCACGGCGCUCAUGGGGUCCAAUGGGAUUACAACGCUGUACUCGCAGAACUCGCUCCUCGUGCUUGCAUCCACCAGCAGACAAGACGAGCUGUACGGCCUUUGCGGCGCCUUCGACGGGGACGGCACCAACGACUUCACGACCAGCGACGGCGUGGUCACCACCGACACGGCCGAGUUUACGCAGUCAUACCAGAUUGACUGCCCCGCCGGACGGGCUCACUCGAUCCGCAUGCAUUCCCACAAGCCUAUGCCCGAUGAGUGUGCAGAUGAAACAGACGAAGACAUGCAAAUGUACAAGGACCACUGCCACUCUCUGAUGGCGCCCAUGCAGGAAAUAGCCCCGACCCCCAUGCCGAUGCACCCGAGCAGGAAAUGCAUGUGUGUGAGCUUCAUGUGCCGCUGCACCGACGACCACGAGACAGAGCUCUGCUUUACCUCGAUGGAGAAGAUACAGGAGAUGGCAGAGGAGAUAGCAGAAAGAUCCUUCUCGCCCGACGAGAUCAAGCAGCUCAUCAACGAAGGGGCUUCACUGGCGACCUAAGGGCUUGUCAACACUGCAGAUGGUUCAGUUACUACUCUUGUCCUCCAGCUUCUCUCUGAUCUUGAAUUCCCUGAGACGUACAACCUCCAUUGGAGAGGCAGAUUUAUUCCCGCUUCGGAUUAAUGCCACCACUGAUUCCGCCCAUCCCCUCUUCCUCAUCCUUUUCUAUCUUAUUAUUUUGAGGGAGGCAAUCAGUAGUUCCUGAAUUUCAGAACUUACGACGCCGAUUUUAUAACCUGAAGUCAAUAAAGAGCAGCAGCGUC